Messenger RNA from Aspergillus mulundensis, 1302 nucleotides. RefSeq lists its product as uncharacterized. The record is from RefSeq and is a predicted model, not a curated record. NCBI's taxonomy places the organism in Eukaryota, Fungi, Ascomycota, Eurotiomycetes, Eurotiales, Aspergillaceae. The coding region runs from base 1 to 1302 and encodes 433 amino acids. The transcript has a single exon.
AUGUCCGCGACGUCGCUGCUGACGCUCCCAUUCCUCGUCCUGGUCUCAAUCCCCCUCGUCAUAACCGCCUCCAUUACCAUCUUCAUCUCUGUCUUAGCGCUCUUUCUCCAGCUUUCCGUCAUCUCAUUCGAGCUAUGCUACGCACUCGUGACGAACCUCUUCACCAUUCCUCCCUCCUCAAACUGGUCCCUCCUCAGUUUCAGCGUCUCGGGCCCGACCACCCCAGAUAGACGCCGCUCAUCAGAUUAUGGCCUCCGCCAUACUCCGCUGGCCUUCCGGGGCCAAGGCCAAGGUCAAAGCCAAAGCCGGAGCGGCCGCCCAAAUCUAGGCCCGCGGAUGGGCUCCUCAAACGCGCUCUUAGAUAGCCAAGAUACACUUCCUAACAUGAACCAAGAUAUCCCCUCUUACCUCGAGCAUAGACACAGAAACGGCCUUAGCAGCCACCACAGAAACUCCUCAGGGUUCUUCGGCCUCAUCAGCGGGGAUGUAGACCGUGACUUCGAGGGCCUGGGCGGCUGGCGCUGUCCACCCUCCUACACGAAAUCUCCGGGUUACCGUUCCGGCCGGGCAACGCCCUCCUCAUCCAAAUCAAACAGCGUCGGCGAUGAAAUCGACGACAUCGCCUGGCUGUCCAUGAACAGCCGCCUUGAACUCCCCUCGCAACCACUCCCUCUUAUGCCCCGCCACAGCAACAGUGCAAGCUCACAUAACCUCGUGCACGCGGCAUAUGGCGAUACCUCCGUUCUCCCGGAACCUCAACCGCAUCUUCCAUGGCGGAGCCGCAGCAGGAAGAACAGUCUCGCGGGCAUCCCAUCAAUCGUCUCAGCGGCCCCAGCAGCAGACCCCAAACGGAGCAAGAGCAAGGGCCAGAAGCGGCAUCACCGGAGGUCAGCGACCACGUCCGCCCUAUCUCUUUUGCCUCCGGCAGGAUCUGGAGCCGCUCCAACCUCCCCAUCGCAGUUCCGUCAGAGCCAGAGUCAGAGCUCUCACCACGGACAAACCCUGUCCCAAAUGACCAUGCAAUCGAGGGCCGAUGCCCUGCGCUCAAGGUCUCAUACCUCUUUGUCUGACCACUGGAUUCCGAAUGCGGGCUUUGGCUUUGGCUCUGGCUCGAUGGCUAGCUUUGCGAGUAGCGCCCCAGGAGCCGGUAGUUACUUUGCCCUGCAGCCGUUGAGCGCGAAUGCCGGCGGUGGUCAUGGAGCCCAGACGACUAGCAAUACGACCCCGAAUGAAGAGCGUAAGCCGGCUAGGGCUGCUAGGAAAGCUCAGACGCACCAAGUCCCAAGUUUAGGGAGUCGUUGA